Molecule: messenger RNA, 2477 nt
Organism: Leptopilina heterotoma
Lineage: Eukaryota; Metazoa; Arthropoda; Insecta; Hymenoptera; Figitidae
Gene: Orc2
Product: origin recognition complex subunit 2
Exons: 11
Coding region: 415-2172 (585 amino acids)
Biological process (GO): DNA replication
Cellular component (GO): nucleus; nuclear origin of replication recognition complex
Molecular function (GO): DNA replication origin binding
Source: RefSeq, a predicted model, not a curated record
GUAAAGUAAAUAUAAAAGUGCUGGAAAAUUUUGUAAAAGUGCGUGAAAUUAUUUUAUAAACUCGAAAUCAGUGUUCAUGGAAUAUUCCGGAUGUAAUGAAGACAAACAUCAAUGAUUUACGACUUACCGUCAUCAUUGUCGUCAUAUAAAAUAAUGACGUCACGUGACUCGAGAACUGCUGACAUCUAUAUUUAAAAUCAGCUGUGUGCCGGUUCCCGCCAAUCGCCAAAAUACAUAACCUGUAAAAAUGUGCUUAGUGAUGUCAACAAGUCAUGUUGUGUUUUUAGUGAAUGUGACAGUUUAAUGUUUACCGUAAUCUUUUAUUUUAAUACACAUUAUUAAGAAUUAAAUAUUUUUCCACAAUAUUUAUUUUCUAAUUAGAAUUCUUCUGUUUUGAAAUAAAUUCGAGUUACAAUGAGUAAUAAUAUAGAAAAACGUGUGACAAGAUCAACAAUAUUUUCAGAAGCAACAAAUUCAAGCUCAAGACGACAAUCAAUAGAUAAAAUAGAUGUUUUUGAUCGAGAAAAUGUUGAAAUUGUAGCAGAUAAUUAUAACUCAUCGGCAUUGUUUGAUGGUGAUUAUGACGUUAGAGGCAGUAAUUUUUAUGAACCAGUCGAUGCACCGAAACGAGGGAAAAUGUUGGAAAAAGCAAGAUCGUGCAUAAAAGAUCAAAAUAUAAAUCCAACUGUAGUUCUUGAAAAACUUAAUUCUCCAAAUGGAAAUAAGGCAAAAAGAAAUUUAUCUGUUGAUAAGGGCCGUUCGAUGAGAAAUUUCAAUUACGAAGCAGACGAUUUCGAAGAAAGUGUGUCUGAAGACAGUGAAUACGAACCCAAUGGUGAUUCAGACGAUACUGAAGAAAUGGAAAAUGAAACUGAUGAUGAUGUUGAUGAUGAAGAUGAAGAUGAAGGAGCUGAUGACUAUGACGAGGAAAAUGAAAAGGAAAGAAAAAAAUACCGAAUCAAAAAAAGUCAUGCAAAUGAUAUUGUUGAUGAUGAUGAUGAAAAUUAUGAUGAAACCAUGGAAAUGGACCAAGAAUCUGAAGGCGAAGCAGAAGGCGAUGAAUCAAUCAAACGAAAUACAAAAUUCAAAAAACAGCCAAAGUCUUCUAAAAAAAUAACUGCUGAUAAAAAUGACUAUACAGAAGUGCAUUUGAAUCCAGAAGAAUACUUUCAAACACAAUCUGAAAAAGUUAUAACUUCAAAUCACACGCUUGGAAGAUUAAGAACUGCCAAAUUGGACAAGGAGACAAUAGAUAAAUUAUUAGCGAAAAAUUUACACAUCUCUAAUUAUCAUAAGGAAGGAAUUAGUCGUCUUUAUGAAAAAAAUGUGUCACAAUUUUCUUUUUGGAACUUUAUGUUGGAGGAAGGUUUCAGUAUAUUGCUACACGGCCUGGGAUCGAAACGAACUUUAAUUCACGAUUUUCAGAAGCAAAUGAUUAAAGGUCGUCCAGCUUUGAUUAUAAAUGGAUUUUUUCCAAGUUUAACAUUAAAAGAGAUACUCGAUGGAAUAAUCAAGGAUUUAAUGGAUCUAGAAGUGCCAUCGAAUGUAAAUGACUGCAUGGAAUUAAUUGAGGAGACAUUGAAAAAACAUCCGGAUGAUAGAAUUUAUUUACUGAUUCAUAAUAUUGAUGGACCUUCGCUUCGCGCGAAGAAAAUUCAGGAUAAACUUUCGUAUCUUGCAAGUUUUCCUAAUUUACAUCUUGUUGCUUCAGUUGAUCAUAUUAACGCUUCUCUCUUGUGGGAUAACGCGAAACGUGCAAGAUUCAAUUUUUAUUGGAGCAAUGCAACGACAUUUAUGCCAUAUAAGGAGGAAACUCUGUACGAAAAUUCGCUGAUGGUACGUCAGAGUGGAGCACUUGCCUUAUCAUCACUUCACAAUGUCUUUUUAUCCCUACCGGAUAAAUCGAAAUCUGUAUAUAUUAUUUUGGUCAAUUAUCAAAUUGAAAAUGCAAAUGCACAUUAUCCAGGAAUGGCUUUUAAAGAUUUGUAUCAAAAAGCACGAGAAGGAUUUUUUGUUACUAAUGAGAUUACAUUAAGAACACAAUUGACGGAAUUUCUCGAUCAUAAAUUGAUUAAAGAAAAACGUGGUGUCGAUGGAAUACAAUAUUUAACAAUUCCCUUGGAUAAGGCAUUGCUGCAGCAAUUUUUGGAGCAACAAGAAGAUGACAAAUGAUAAUCUAAUUUAUUUUUCGAUGACAAAUUUUAGUUUUAUAAAAAAAAAGUCAUGAAAAAUAUAUUUUUUACUUAAUUUCAAUUCAACAAAAUUUGUACAAAAAUUUUUCAAGUAGAGCAAGUGAAAUAAUCCGUCAAUUUUAAUUAUUUAUUGGCAAAAUUUUUGAUUGUCGAAUGUGCCGGGACAGUAUUAUUUUUCUAUGUACAAUUUCACAAAUUUACAAAACUAUGAAUAUUAUUUUUUUACUUAAAUAGUGAAAUAAAAUUUUUCAUUUAGAUUAAUAAAUUUUUUUUAAAAAUUGAAAA